CGAACUAAAAUGAAGUGCCUAAUCAUUUUUACGCUAUUAAGUCUAAUACCUUUUGUGAUUUAUGCCAAAAUAACAAACGAUUGGGAACACAUAGACAACAGAACUGUUCCGGACUGGUACGAUAAAGCCAAAGUGGGAAUAUUCGUGCACUGGGGACUGUUUGCUGUUCCAGGAUUCUCAGACGAAUGGUUCUGGAACGAGUGGAGGGCUCAAAGUAAGGAGGAGGUCGUUCGGUUUCUAAACAAAACGGAGAAACCCGGAUUUACUUAUCAGGAGUAUGCCACGAGGCUCACAGGCGAGUUUUUCAAUGCAACCCAGUGGGCUGAUUUAUUUAAGAAAUCUGGUGCAAAGUAUGUGGUAUUCACUAGUAAACAUCAUGAAGGUUUUACCAUGUGGCCUUCUAAAUACACCUACUCAUUUAAUUCAGUUGAUAUGGGUCCACAUAAGGAUAUAGUGAAGGAAGUCAGUGAGGCAGUAAAAGCUUGCGGUUUAAAGUUUGGUGUUUAUCAUUCUUUAUUAGAAUGGUUUCAUCCGCUGUACAUUGCUGAUCAACAAGAGAACACCACAUACUUUAUAGAUCAAAAAGUAUAUCCAGAAAUGGUGGAGCUAGUAAACAACUAUAAGCCAGAUAUAUUUUGGUCCGAUGGGGAGUGGGACAUGUCCGAUGAGUAUUGGAGAGCCACCGAGUUUUUAACGUGGCUUUUUAACGAGAGUCCAGUCAAAGAUACCGUUUUAACGAACGAUAGAUGGGGCAAAAAUACUCCGUGUGUCCAUGGAGACAUCCAUACCUGCAUUGACAGGUACAAUCCAGGAGUAUUGCAGGGUCAUAAAUGGGAGAACGCCAUGACCAUUGAUUGGCACUCGUGGGGCUACAGGAGAAACUCAAACAUUGACGAAUAUGCUAGCAGCAAGCAACUUAUAGAGCUUUUAAUCGAAACGGUAAGUUGUGGCGGGAACAUUUUAAUCAAUGUGGGACCUACGAAAGAAGGCCAUAUUGACCCGAUAUAUCAAGAAAGGCUAAUCGAUUUAGGCAACUGGCUAAAUGUUAAUGGUGAGGCCAUAUAUGAAAGCAAUCCUUGGAUAGAACAUCAGAAUGAUACGGUUACCAGUGGAGUAUGGUUUACGCAAAAAAAUGGAAAUAUAUAUGCGUCAGUACUUGAGGUGUCUACGCUAUUCAAUGAGUCUACACAAGUUGAAUUGCUUGGUGCUAGUGGACGGUUGGAUUGGUCUCUGGAUGAAGGAGUUGUGACCGUUCAGAUGCCCGAUAAAGCAACCGUUUGGGGUAACGAUGCUUGGAUGUUAAAAAUAUACAGAGAAUAAAGUUAAAAAAAAAUAUUUGCACACAGGCAGUAAUGUUAUUAUUACCUAAAAUCAGGUAAUAACCUUGGUCAGUAAAAUUUAUUUAUUACAUUAUAAUUUGUUGCCUUAUUUUUAUGUUGUUUUUUUUUAAUAUAUAUUUACCUUUU
Messenger RNA from Anthonomus grandis grandis, 1466 nucleotides. Its product is annotated as alpha-L-fucosidase-like. Gene Ontology annotation, molecular function: alpha-L-fucosidase activity. Gene Ontology annotation, cellular component: lysosome. Gene Ontology annotation, biological process: glycoside catabolic process; fucose metabolic process. The record is from RefSeq and is a predicted model, not a curated record. NCBI's taxonomy places the organism in Eukaryota, Metazoa, Arthropoda, Insecta, Coleoptera, Curculionidae.